Molecule: messenger RNA, 707 nt
Organism: Podarcis raffonei (Aeolian wall lizard)
Lineage: Eukaryota; Metazoa; Chordata; Lepidosauria; Squamata; Lacertidae
Gene: SPMAP2
Product: theg spermatid protein
Exons: 4
Coding region: 126-638 (170 amino acids)
Biological process (GO): spermatogenesis
Source: RefSeq, a predicted model, not a curated record
GGCCUGCCCUUAAAUGAAAAUGGAAUCAAAUUUCUCUCCCACCCCCCUAAUGUCAAACUAGGGGAGAAUAUGAUGUUCUUGGCGCAGAUGGGCUAAUCUGAUCACAUUCUGGCAAGGCUAUAUCAAUGUUCACAUCUAUUUACCUUUCUUCCUCCACCUGUUCUUUUGCAGUCUUAACUCCCCGGCAGGAAGUCCUGUCUCGAUCCAAAAAGGUCAAUUCAGACUACAGCGGGGACAGACCCACUGCUGCGUGGCCGGUAAAAGCUGCAGCCCUAAAGGUGAAUGCGUCAUCAAGGCUGAUAGAACUGGCACAGCCCCGGCCUUACCGGUCUGCCUGGGAAAUAAACCGUCCCCUAUAUCCAUUGGUGAGCAAAGGAGCACUGGCCGCUGUUCCCACGCAAAGGAUAAUUGCUCUAGCCAUACCACGGACUGUGCCCUCCAUUCCAAAGAAGCCACAUAGAAAACUGAUCCACCAUCCUGCUGGAGCGGCAAAGUAUGACGAGCUCUCCAAACCCAAAAUCUACACGUUUGACAAACGCGACACACUCCAGGUUUCCAAGGCGGCUCUCCAAUACGUUCCUUCUCCUCGCAUUCUCGAAAUUAGCCGCCCGGUGAGGAUAAGAGGCAAAGUGGCUUGAGUUAUGUAAAUGCUACACUUCCUUGAUUUCAUAUUAAAGGAUCCCAGACCUCUCGGACCUGGAAAAGAA